Lathyrus sativus (Indian pea) is the source of this 711-nucleotide messenger RNA. The record is from the annotation of a GenBank genome assembly. Lineage: Eukaryota; Viridiplantae; Streptophyta; Magnoliopsida; Fabales; Fabaceae.
AUGACAUUUCAUGGCGCACAUGCAUCUAUUGGUGCAUAUAACUUACAACUUAAUGGAAAGCAGCGUAGUUUAUCUGGAAUUUGGGUUGAGAGUGGUCCACCAUCUAAUCUAAAUAGAAUAUUUUUAGGUGGUGGGGUUAUACCAUCUUUAUAUGGAGAUAGUCAACUUUACCUAACAGCACGGUGGACGGCAAAUGGAUCUGAAUGUUACGAUAUUCGUUGUCCUGGUUUCGUGCAAGUCUAUAGUGAUCCUUAUCUUGGAACGGUCAUAUCACCUGUUUCUAUCAUCGGAACAUUAAACAAACAGAUUCUUGUUAUCAAAAUCAAACAGGAUAAAUUAACGGGUAAUUGGUGGUUAUGUAUACGCCUUGUGGAUGAAUGUUUUGGAUAUUGGCCAAAAGAAUUAUUUCCUCACUUAAGUUCUGGAGCAUCUAUCAUUAGAUAUGGUGGUGAAACUUAUGCUCCAACUGGAAUGGUUAGUCCUCCAAUGGGUAGUGGAAGAUUACCACAAGAAAAAUUCAGAAACUCAAAUUUUGUGGAAAGGGUUAAAAUUAUUAAUUCAGAAUAUAAUGAAAUUGAUGUAAAUCCUAUAAAUAUGAAGAUAAACAAAAAUGCUAAUUUAAGUUGUUAUGACUUGUUAUAUCGUGGUUAUGAAGGAAGCCUUAGACAGCAAGCAUUUCUUUAUGGUGGGCCAGGUGGAAAGUCAUGUUAA